Molecule: messenger RNA, 1203 nt
Organism: Penicillium pulvis
Lineage: Eukaryota; Fungi; Ascomycota; Eurotiomycetes; Eurotiales; Aspergillaceae
Product: Zn(II)2Cys6 transcription factor domain-containing protein
Exons: 1
Coding region: 1-1203 (400 amino acids)
Biological process (GO): regulation of transcription by RNA polymerase II
Molecular function (GO): DNA-binding transcription activator activity, RNA polymerase II-specific; zinc ion binding
Source: RefSeq, a predicted model, not a curated record
AUGCCCCCUCGUCGCUCCCAUCAAAAGUCCCACACCGGCUGCAUUACUUGCAAGCGUCGCCAUGUCAAGUGUGACGAGACGGGCCCACCUUGCAAGCGCUGUGAGACCCGUGCUGAAUCCUGCGAAUAUGCAAGCAUCACCACCCGUCCACAAUCCUUGCCAGUCCAUGACACAUCGGAAGAAGGUCGAACAGAAGAAGCAAUGCUUGAUGCCCACACAGUCUCCCUAUCCUUUCCUGCCAAUAAUCGCCAACUAGAUCUUCAGCUCAUGCAUCGUUGGACCGCAAGUACCUAUAAAAGCUGUUGCACUCCCGGUACUGGCGACGAGACACUCUGGCAGAUCACAGUACCCGCUCUAGCUUUCCAAUAUGACUUCCUUUUGAAUGGGCUACUGGCCUUGGCGGCGUUUGAAAGCGCCAGUGUACUGAAGAAUAAUGGGCAGCAAAAUUCCAGCUACGAAAAGUAUACUAAUUCAGCGAUUGAGUACCAAGUCCUUGCAUUAUCCAAUUUCCGUGCUCAACUCGGUUCUCCCCCAUGCAAGGACCAGAAAGCCGCAAUCUGUUUUUCGCUGAUGCUGAUGGUUCUUGCGUUUGCAUCGGUUCGAUUUGGACAAAAUUCUUCAGGCGCUAAAGAGGAGAGCAUAGUGAAUACUGCAAUCGCUCACUUUGAGCUCGUUCGCGGUGCUGUUCAGGUUGCAGAGAGUGAUGGGGGCAAAAUUAGCCAAAAUGAAUAUGUGCAAAAGCUGACACCGUUUCAAGACCUUCCCUUCACAGCUCUUGAUACAUCCAUCGCAGAGAUCAUGGAAAAGCUUAGUGAAAUGAAUGAUAAAAGGAUUGUCGAGACUGUCCGGGAGAUACAAGAGCGGCAAGACCAGCAGAUCGCCUUCUGGGAGGCUUGCAAGAAGGCUUUACGUUUGCUACAGGAGUGCUUUCAGAGAUGCGUCGGCCCUGUGUAUCGAGGAUAUGCACUUGGGUGGCUGAAUAUGGCUGGCGAAGGAUAUAUUCAAGCUCUUAAAGCUAAUGAUCAUAUUUCGCUGCUAGUUUUAAUGGUUUGGGGUGUUCUUGUUCAGAGACUGGGGCACGAUGUAUGGUGGGCGCAAGACUUUGGCGUCUCGUUGGUGUAUGAGCUCUCGAAGGAAGAUAUCUCUACUGCCACAGAUCCAUCAACUCGGAAUAUAAUCCUACGCAUCCAGGAUUUAGUUUAG